AUGCCAUUACAGCAGCAACAUCAACAACAAAUUCAUUCCACACAGCAGCACAUCCCAUUGCAACAACAACAACAAAUUCCUUUGCAACAACCACAAAUUCCAUUGCAACAACCACCACAAAUUUCACUACAACAGCAACAACGUUCCCAACAAAACCCAGUUUUGUCUCUCUUAUCUCAAUCCCAGGAAAUGGCGGACACAAAUGUUUGUAGGCUGUGCAACAAAACCAAGUUCGCCGACGGAUCCGGUCAUCAUUGUUAUUAUUGCAGUCUCAAAUCUUGUGCAAAAUGUGGUUUCAGUUUGAACUUACUGCCAAAUAAAGUAAAUAAAUAA
Helobdella robusta is the source of this 333-nucleotide messenger RNA. RefSeq lists its product as hypothetical. The transcript has a single exon. The record is from RefSeq and is a predicted model, not a curated record. Bases 1 to 333 code for a protein of 110 amino acids. NCBI's taxonomy places the organism in Eukaryota, Metazoa, Annelida, Clitellata, Rhynchobdellida, Glossiphoniidae.